AGCUGUGCGUGUACGGUCCGUGGUGUGACUGCGGUCUGUAUUUAAUGGACAUUUAUUUGCAGAUUAGCAGAAUGCGUAGAGAGGCUUUAUACGGUCUUAACCAGUGCUGAAAGAGCUUAUACUUUGUAAAAAAUAACACUUAAUUCAUUCAUAUUUUUGAACUCGCUGGAUAGCAAUUGGUAUUGAAUAUGGAGCUGUUUGCAACAGUUGAUCAGGGGGGUUGCAUUUUGGACAUGUCCCAUCUGAAUCUGGAGAGUUUAAAUUUGGACACUGUCGGUGACGAACGGAGGAGAGUGACCCAACAACUCUACCUGUAUAACAACCGACUGAUUGUGUUUCCCGCUUCGGUAUGUCUAUUCUCCAAUUUGGAAGUUCUGGAUAUAAGCAACAAUGGAUUAACGGUUCUCUGUGAGGACAUUCAACGUUUGUCAAACCUCAAAACACUCAUAGCCAAGAACAACCGUUUGAACGAAUUCUCGUUCCCAAAGGAAUUUGGGUCCAUGCAGAUAGACACAUUGAACUUCAGUGGGAAUAUAUUUGAAGAGAUGCCCAUUCAGUUUCUAAAACUCCAGCGAUUAAAAUAUCUGUCUCUUGGGGGUAAUAGACUCAAAGCUAUCCCCUCAGAGAUAGAAAAUGUUACCAGUCUGGAGAUGCUUUAUUUGGGUGGGAACCUCAUCACCUCCAUCCCCCCAGAGCUGGCCAGCCUUCGCGGUCUCAGAUACUUGGUCCUUUGUGACAACCGGAUACAAAGUGUACCCCCCCAACUCACCAGACUCUACUCCCUGCGCUGCCUCAGUCUCCAUAACAACCUACUCACCUACCUACCGCGGGAGAUCCUCAGCCUGGUACACCUGCAGGAGCUCAGUCUCCGCGGCAACCCCCUGGUGGUCCGCUUCAUCAAGGACAUGACUUACGACCCUCCCUCCCUGUUGGAGCUGGUCGGACGGACCAUCAAGUCCUGCAACCUGCCCUACCACACCAAUUACCUGCCUGGAAACCUGGUGCAUUACCUGGACCUGGCCAGCAAGUGUCCCAACCCUAAAUGUACCGGUGUGUACUUUGACUCAUGUGUGAGGCACAUCAAGUUUGUGGACUUCUGCGGGAAGUAUCGGCUACCCUUCAUGCACUACCUGUGCUCCCCAGAAUGCACCUCUCCCUGCAGCUCCAACCCGCAGAGCGACGCUGAGUCGGAGGACGAGAAGUGCGUGUCGGCCAACAGGCUGCAGAGAGUGCUUCUGGGAUAGAAGAAAGUGGAACGUGAAAGGACCUCGAGUUCACUGACACACAUACUGGAUGAUGGACAGUUUCCAUGACUCCCAACUCACCUGACUAACCCAACUUCUCCUGUGCCAUACACGAUAAACACAGACACUGAGCUGUUCACUUCCAAUAGAGUGCCACAUUCAACAUGAGAUGUAGGAUUCCUCAAGGAGUGAUUGUAAAGUAAAUUAACCACAGUUUAUCUUCUUUUUUUUUCGAGCCGUAGUGUUUUAAACAUCUAACUGAAGCUUAUGGAGGACUGAUUUUGUUGUGGAGCACUCAUCAAAUGUAUUUUAAUGUAGAGCCUCAGUUUGUAGUUUCUGUGUUAACAUGAAGGGAUAAAUGAAUUGUAUGUAAAAAUGGAUUUUCUUUACAAUAUAGAUUCAGAAACGCAGAAUGUGUUCCAUGCUUCUUUAAAAAAAAAUCACCUCUCUUAACAGUUACCCUUUAAUCGUCAUACUUCUGUUGACACUUUGGCUGCUCGCACAUGUAAUCCUAAUAUACAGUAGUCUCUGUCCCCUGUAGCAUUUACACACCAGGCAUGAAUGCCUUCUCUUAUCUCACAAAACAACAAUUUGUGUUGUUACAAACCAAGGGGAAAGUUGUGUAUGUUAAUGUGAGAAUCUCUUGCUCAAAGAUACUAAUCCAGAGCUUGUACUGUGAAUGAAAUGUUUUACAUUCGUUUGAUUUUUUUAUUUUAAAUAAUUUAUUUGAAUAAAUCGAAAUGAAUAUCUAUAUAUUAUAUCUGUUGAUUGUAUAAAUACAGUAUAUCAUUGACAUGAGUACUGUUCUGUUAACUGGAUACAUAAGAUAAUGCUGUUUUUUUAAAUUAAUUUGUUAUUGAACCUUUAUUUAACUAAGCAAGUCAUAUUCUUAUUUACAAUGAUGGCCUAUCAAAAGGCAAAAGGCCUCCUGCGGGGAUGGGGGCUGGGAUUAAAAAAUAAAUAACAUUAUAGGACAAAACACAUCACGACAAGAGAGACAACACUACAUAAAGAGAGGCCUAUGACAACAAGAUAGCAUGGCAGCAACACAUGACAACACAGCAUGGUAGCAACACAACAUGGCAGCAGCACAUCAUGGUAGCAGCACAAAACAGGGUACAAACAUUAUUGGGCACCGACAACAGCACAAAGGGCAAGAAGGUAGAGGCGACAAUAUAUCACGCAAAGCAGCCACUACUGUCAGUAAUAGUGUCCAUGAAUGAGUCUUUAAAUGAAGAGAUUGAGAUAAAACUGUCCAGUUUGAGUGUUUGUUGCAGCUCGUUCCAGUCGCUAACUGCAGCGAACUGAAAAGACUAGCGACCCAGGGAUGUGUGUGCUCUGGGACCUUUAACAGAAUAUGACUGGUAUAACGGGUGUUUUAUGUGGAGGAUGAGGGCUGCAGUAGAUAUCUCAGAUAGGGGGGAGGGAGGCCUAAGAGGGUUUUAUAAACAACCAGUGGGUCUUCCGACAGGUUUACAGAGAUGACCAGUUUACAGAAGAGUAAAGAGUGCAGUGAUGUGUCCUAUAAAAGAGCAUUGGUGGCAAAUCUGAUGGCCGAAUGGUAAAGCCGCAUCUAGCUGUUCAUACCCGGGGCAAUAAUUGUGGCAAUAAUCAUUCCAAUGUGAAGAAUUUAGCAUGAUGAUAAUAAAAGUGUAAUACUUCAUGAUAUUGUUUUUGUUCCAUUUUAUUAUAUUUCUGUGUCCGGGCUGCGUUAAAGUUGGCCCUCAGGCAGCCCCAAACCAUAAUGUCAUUGCCUCCAUGCUUUACGGUUGGUAUGAGGUUCUUCUGUUCAAAAGGCAGUGUUUCUUUCUCGACAAAGAUGGCGUCUGGCAUUGCGGCCAAACAACUCCACCGUUGACUCAUCUGUCCAGAGCUUAUUGUUCCAGUAGUCCUGGUCUUUACCCAGGUGUUGUCUGUCAAACGUCAGUCUUGUCUUGAUACUAUUUUUUUGAGAGCAGAGGCUUCUUCCUUCCUGACCACCCAUAUAGGCCAAGUUUGUGUUUGUGUCUCUUUCUGACAGUUGACUCAUGCACUUCAAUAUUGAUUGUGGCAAGAGUGGCAUGUAGAUCCCUUGAUGUUAGCCUGGGGUUCUUAGAGACUUCUAUGAGCAUCUUUCAGUCAGCUCAUGGGCUGAAUUGGUGGGACGACCUGUCCUAAGUAGAUUGCCAGUGGUCUGUAAUUUUCUCCAUUUUUAGAUGAUCCGUCGGACAGUGAAAUGAUGUACUUUGAAUUGCUUGGAAAUGUAUUUGUAACCCCUCCCAGACUCAAGGACAUGAAUAAUAUUUAUUCUGAUGGCCUCGGAUAGGUAUUUUGAUCUUUGCAUGAUGUGUUACCACACACCCAUAUGUUUAAUACCAAACCAGACCAAGUUUCUAAUUUUUAUGGAAGGCUGGCCCCUCCCAAGGUACUCUCUAAUGAUUUCUUCAUCAUCGUCACCGGUUUGGGUGCACCUGAUCCUAAUUUUAGCCAUUUUAGGUGAUGGUAAAGGCAGGGGGGUACAAAUUAUUUCUGCAGAAGGAAAUUGUAUUUUUGUUUAUUUUAAUUGCAUAACAAUUUCAAAGUAAAUGUUUUGUGUGUGAGUUGUUAAAUUGGGUUACCUUUAUCAAUUAAUUUGGUUGCAAUUUAGCUCAAAUAACCAUGUGUCCAAAUACGUUAAAAAAAUACAAUAAACAACUGACCACUUUCCAAA
This is a messenger RNA of Oncorhynchus masou masou (cherry salmon), 3933 nucleotides long. Its product is annotated as leucine-rich repeat-containing protein 58-like. The transcript is spliced from 4 exons. The coding region runs from base 189 to 1244 and encodes 351 amino acids. Gene Ontology annotation, molecular function: protein binding. The record is from RefSeq and is a predicted model, not a curated record. NCBI's taxonomy places the organism in Eukaryota, Metazoa, Chordata, Actinopteri, Salmoniformes, Salmonidae. Gene Ontology annotation, biological process: signal transduction.